AUGGCGGUGGCGUCGCGAGGCGAGAGCGUGUGGUGUGGACCGGUGCGAGUGCCACAACGAGCAGCGAUAUUUUCUGGUGUCGGGCCGGGCCGGGCCGGGCCUGUGGUGGGCCGUAACCUCAAACUCCCAACCCAUCAUCCGUUCCAGCCUCCCAACUCCCAUGGGAAAAUCCUAGCCCGUUCCCCGCCGCCGCCGGGUCCCUUCCCUUCACCGUCGCCGCCGCCGGCCUGCCACCUCGCCCCGGCAUCGUACGGCAAGGCCGCGCCACCCCGCCCCGUCCGUGACCUGCGACGUCCGUGCCUGAGCAAAGCUAGUGUCCCCCUGGCCGAGCCUCACGCCGGGUUGACCCUUCCUCGCCUCACCUCCCUUCGACCUCGCGCCGCCUUCACCGACCUAACGCGGCGUCUCCCCUGGCCGAGCCGAGCCUGCGCCACCUCACGCCGAUCGUCCCUUGCCUUCCUCCGACGCCGGCGCCCCUGGCCACGCCAAGCCGGGGCUAGAAGAGAGUGCAGACCGGAAGGUCAUAGUCUCGUAGAGCCCAUACAGCUUGCAAGAGCAGAAGAGGGUCCGACAGUAAACAAGAUCUGUGCAUUUGCAUUGCAUUGCGGCCAGAAGGGAGGAUAUGAAGUUCCUGGGUUGGUACCUCAAGAUCGCAGCCGGCGGCGCGACCAUAGGCGCUGCCAUGGAGCUCUUCAUGAUCCACACUGGCUUCUAUGAGAAGGUAACUGUGUUGGAGUCAGAAAAAAGAGCAUGGGAAAGCAGCCCAGAGGCUCAAGCUAUGAGAGAAGCCUUGAAUCCAUGGCGGAAGCAUGAUGAACAAGAGAAAAGACAGUCCUAGACUCAUGGGCCAUCCUUAGUUCUAUAAACUGCAUUGCCACCCUUCAUUUAUAGCCCUUCAUGAGGUAAUUUGGACGUGGCAUUUUCAUAGUAGGUUAAACAGUAUUAUCACCUUUCAAAUUGCUGGAUGGUGCUUCUACAAAUGCUUUCAAAGAGUACCCCCUUAUGUCUUGUUUGUUUAUAUCAACACCCAUACAUGCAGAUGGCUGUCUGAUGUCCCAUAAUAAUAAUGAAAUUAUAGUCUUGGGAGGUCGAAUAAGGCUAUUUUGUUGUGCUACACCGUUACUACCUUUUUAAUGUGUUUGCUAAAUUGCUUUACUGAAGUAUGUUUUUGUGAUUAAAGAUUGC
Oryza brachyantha (malo sina) is the source of this 1185-nucleotide messenger RNA. RefSeq lists its product as uncharacterized. Lineage: Eukaryota; Viridiplantae; Streptophyta; Magnoliopsida; Poales; Poaceae. The coding region runs from base 1 to 717 and encodes 238 amino acids. The record is from RefSeq and is a predicted model, not a curated record. The transcript is spliced from 3 exons.